GCUGCCCCCUUCUCACCUUGACCCAGCACCUUUCUGCCCGACCAGUCUGCUCCCACCCUUCCUCACACUGGAAGCUCAGGGCGGACAACAAGGCCAAGAAGAAUGGCUCCAACAGCUUCAUGCACUCCAUGGACCCACAACUGGAGCAGCAAAUAGAAACCACCCAGAACCUGGUGGACUCCUACCUGGCCAUUGUCAACAAGACCGUGUGGGACCUCAUGGUUGGUGUCAUGCCCAAGACCAUCAUGCAUGUCAUAAUCAACAACGUGCAUGCACUGCCCCCUGGGGCCUCCUGUGGCACUGGAGAUGCUGAUGGCCAUGUUGGCCUGGGGGAGGUGCUGACCAGCCCUAUGGGACCAGGUCCAGGGAGGGAGACAUGGUCCAGACCAGAGCUGUCUUAUAGAAAUAUAACAUGGGACUGAGGACAGUGACCCAUGCCUGUAAUCCCAGCACUUUGGGAGGCCAAGGCAGGAGGAUAGCUUGAGCCCUGGAGU
Chlorocebus sabaeus (green monkey) is the source of this 494-nucleotide messenger RNA. Lineage: Eukaryota; Metazoa; Chordata; Mammalia; Primates; Cercopithecidae. The record is from RefSeq and is a predicted model, not a curated record.